AUUCAGAUUCUCAUUCUCCAAACGACCCCUAAGUUGGAAACAGGGGGUGAUUCGUAAUUAGAUCCAUAUGCUGAUAUUUUCGACCGGACUCGAUCGGUUCUGUUCCUGCCCCACAUUCGUUCCGUUUCUGUAUCUGGUUGCCCUCCAACUCCUUGUCGAUCUCUUUACCUUCAAUUCCCUUGGGAAACCCUAACUUCUCCAAUCUAGGGUUUACCACGCUAUACCGUUUCCUUCUAUAAGCAUGUUUGCGCCAUAAGGCUUGAAUUUUCGGUCGAGAGAGGUACAGAGGUUUUCGUUUCGCACUCUCAAGUGCCUGUUAGAAAUAAAAUUAUGUAUCAUCGCGAUCGGGGAGGAGCCGGCAGCGUUCCAUCGAGGUCGGAGCUUGUAGGAAGACCCCUCGAUCGGAAGCGCAUAAACGAUGCGCUUGACAAGCACCUAGAGAAAUCGUCUCCAUCAACUUCGAGGGCCUUGAACAGCAAGGACAAAGAGCGGUUGUCCGUACCAUCCACUUCUGCGGGCAAAUCGCAGCUCGAUCAUCGCGAUUCUCGAGCAGCUUCUCUAUCCGAGAACAAAUGCUCCGAUGAGGAAUCUGAGACUGAUAGUGAAGAGUCAGAUAUAAGUGGCUCCGAGGGGGAUGACACAUCCUGGAUUUCAUGGUUCUGCAACCUUCGAGGAAAUGAAUUUUUCUGUGAAGUGGAUGAUGAAUACAUCCAAGAUGAUUUUAAUCUUUGUGGAUUGAGCAGUCAAGUUCCGUAUUAUGAUUAUGCACUUGAUCUUAUAUUGGACGUGGAAUCUUCUCACGGUGAUAUGUUCACUGAAGAGCAGAAUGAGUUGGUGGAGUCAGCAGCAGAGAUGCUGUAUGGCCUAAUUCAUGUGCGUUAUAUACUCACUAGCAAGGGCAUGGCUGCAAUGUUGGAGAAGUACAAGAACUACGACUUUGGGAGAUGCCCAAGAGUCUACUGCUGUGGACAGCCCUGCCUUCCAGUUGGCCAAUCCGAUAUUCCUCGUUCAAGUACAGUUAAAAUAUACUGCCCAAAAUGUGAAGACAUAUAUUACCCUCGAUCAAAGUACCAAGGCAGUAAGUGUCCUUUGUUAUUAUUCGACAAUUGUUCUUUUGCUUUCUGUGCUGUGUAUCUUUGAUGUAAUUGGUUAGCUGGUUUUCAAUGACGUAUGCACAGACCUUGAUGGAGCAUACUUUGGGACAACGUUUCCUCACUUAUUUCUGAUGACGUAUGGACACUUGAAGCCACAGAAGGCAGCGCAGAGUUAUGUGCAAAGAGUUUUUGGGUUCAAGAUCCACAAGUCCUCCUGAGUUCAGGACGAGGGUGGUUCACAUUCAGCUGUUGGAGUGGCCGAGAUUGAUUCUCCCAGCAGGCUUUUCUGCCGAACAGGUUAGUAACUAACUGGCGCAGAGGGAGUGGGAACUGAGAAUGGGUCGUCCAAUCAAAAUCGGAGGCUGUAGUGUUAUUUGUGAAAUUCAACGUAUUAGCAUUUGUUAUAUAUUGUUAUUCGAAUUUCGAACCCUUUGUUUUUUGCUGAAAAUGAAUCUUAUUACCUUGUUUCUGUUUCUGGCUUUGUGGGUUUAUUUCAUGUUAAAGCUGAGAAUUGUAUCUAAAGCGAUUU
Messenger RNA from Linum tenue, 1623 nucleotides. The record is from the annotation of a GenBank genome assembly. NCBI's taxonomy places the organism in Eukaryota, Viridiplantae, Streptophyta, Magnoliopsida, Malpighiales, Linaceae.